Dioscorea cayenensis subsp. rotundata (Guinea yam) is the source of this 2073-nucleotide messenger RNA. RefSeq names its product glycosyltransferase-like At2g41451. The coding region runs from base 79 to 1695 and encodes 538 amino acids. Gene Ontology annotation, biological process: cellulose biosynthetic process; response to abscisic acid. NCBI's taxonomy places the organism in Eukaryota, Viridiplantae, Streptophyta, Magnoliopsida, Dioscoreales, Dioscoreaceae. The record is from RefSeq and is a predicted model, not a curated record. The transcript is spliced from 11 exons.
UGUAACUACAACCAUUAUGCCAUUUUAGACCAAGAAAAGUUACCAAUAAAGCUCACCCAUCUCCUUCCGAUCUCUCCGAUGGCGGGCCUUGGCGCGCCCCUCAGGCCAUCGCCGGCGGCCUCAGGCUCCUUAGCCUCUCGCCUCCUCCUCAUCCUAACGGUGUUGCCGCUCUCUCUGGCGGUCUUCGCGUUCGUGCUCCAAUGGCGCGGUGGGCUUGACGACCCCGCCGCUCGGUGGCCGGCCGACACCCAGAAGUUCCCCGGAAUGGAGAAUAGCCCUCUUGGAUCCUCCCAGACGUUUUUCUCGUCGUCGGGUUCUCAUUCCCAGGCCGCCGGGUCAUCGGAUUGUGUUGAGAUCUUGGGGCAUAGUUCGUCGCCAUCGUUCCCGUAUUACCGGGGUUGGAAGUUCGAUUUCAACUCAGAUCUGAAGCCCAAGAUAUGUAUCAUAUCAAGCACUUCUGCCAGUUUAGAACAGAUUCUUCCAUGGCUGUUUUACCACAAAGUCCUUGGUGUCACAACCUUCUACCUGUUUGUGGAAGGAAAGGCUGCAAAACCAAAUGUUACUGUGGUCCUUGAGUCUAUUCCAGGUGUGAAAAUCAUAUACAGAACUAAGGAGCUAGAAGAGAAACAAGCUAGAAGUCGGAUCUGGAAUGAAACUUGGUUGGCUGGAUUUUUCUACAAGCCCUGCAAUUAUGAGUUGUUUGUGAAACAGUCACUGAAUAUGGAGAUGGCUAUUGUUAUGGCACGGGAUGCUGGUAUGGAUUGGAUCAUCCAUCUCGAUACUGAUGAGCUGAUACAUCCAGCUGGUUCCCAAGAAUAUUCUUUAAAGAGAUUACUGUCAGAUGUGCCCAACAAUGUUGAUAUGGUUAUCUUUCCAAAUUAUGAAAGCAGCAUUGAGAAAGAUGAUAUAAAAGACCCCUUUAGUGAGGUUUCCAUGUUUAAGAAGAACUAUGAUCAUCUCCUAAAGGAAACAUAUUUCGGCAUGUACAAGGAAGCAACACGUGGUAAUCCUAAUUAUUUUCUCACAUAUGGCAAUGGAAAAUCAGCUGCACGGAUUCAAGAUCACCUCCGCCCAAAUGGUGCUCAUAGAUGGCACAACUAUAUGAAGACCCCGAAUGAAAUCAAACUGGAGGAGGCUGCAGUCCUGCAUUUCACAUACACAAAGUUUUCAGAUUUGACUUCUAGGCGUGAUCGAUGUGGCUGCAAACCAACAAAGGAAGAUGUGAAAAGAUGCUUUAUGUUGGAUUUCGAUAGAUCUGCAUUUAUCAUCGCGUCAACUGCAACUGAAGAAGAAAUGCUGCGCUGGUUUCGUGAACAUGUUGUAUGGACUGACAAAGAACUUAAUCUGAAGCUUAUGAGGAAGGGUAUUUUAACCAGAAUAUAUGCACCAAUGUCUAUUGUUCAAGGUCUGAGAGAGUCAGGUGUGUUUAGCUCGGCAAUAGCAUCUGCACAGAUGCGCUCUAAGGGAAGCCUUUUGCCAUCAUUGGAACCUAAAACAAAGAAUAACUCCUCUACACUAAUAUCCAAUUCAAGAGGCAGUGGAUCUCAAUCGAUAUCGGAUAGCUCUCACACAAGAACAGGAGGCAGAGAGAUCCAGACAUCUGCGAGGAAAAUCUUGGAGGUUGCGGACAACUCUUUGAAGGCUAUUCCACCGUUGUCACCUCCAGGCUUGGAUGAGCUCCACGCACUGACUUGAGAAACCAACCAGAGAUAAUGGGUAGAUAUCUUGGAUUCACAUAUUCGAGCUGGGAAUUCGAUGCAGUGUUUGUGAGGAUAUGUGGUUCAUUCUUCUUCCAUUAAUGGGUGCUUCUUCCCGAUCAGAUUAUCCAAGCGGUCCGGUUCAUACUAUAUUUUUCUUCGAUGCAUCACUGGUAGUUUUGGUAGUUGUUAGAGUGGAGAUUGGUCAUUGCUGGUUAACUCAGACAUGAUAUUUUGAGUGUAUGACAGGUGCUGGGCAGGGGAGUCCUGAGUGUGUUGAUGAUGAUGAUGUUUUAUUGUAUAGAGAAAGUAAUGACAAGGCUUGGUUCUCAGCUAGCCAUAUAUACAAACAUUGUGCAAUGACCUUUUUGAUUAA